GUCUCCACACGCCAGUCGCGCUCCGACCGCGCCACCCGCCGCACGCUCCUCGCGCCCCGCGCGUCUCUCGCGACACCACGGCCGCUCAGGCUCGAUCCCCGCUGCACUCCCGUUCGGACCCCAUGCGCACCUGACAUCGCCUGUCGCACCGCCCCGGCUCCACCGACCACAAAAUGAUCCCGCGCCGCAAGCACAACGCCUCCUCCGGCUCGCUGCCGCCGCCCGACGACAAGCACGCCAGCAACGACUACAUCCUGUCUGACAGCGAGUCUCGGUGCGGAUGGCGCGCAGCGGUGCGCCGCCGCUUUAACCGCAAGACUCUGCACAAGAGGCUGCCCGUGACGUCAUGGCUCCCGCAGUACAACGCAGAGCAGGCGGUGGGCGACCUCAUCGCCGGCAUCACCGUGGGGCUGACCGUGAUCCCGCAGUCGCUGGCGUACUCCAACAUCGCGGGGCUGCCGCCGCAGUACGGGCUGUACGGCUCGUUCCUGGGGUGCUUCGUGUACAUAGUGCUGGGCGGCUGCCGCGCCGUGCCCGCGGGCCCUACGGCCAUCGCGUCGCUACUCACGUACCAGGUGGCCGGCGGCGUGGUGGAGAAGGCGAUCCUCCUCAACUUCCUGACGGGGCUGGUGGAGUUGCUCAUGGGCGUGCUGGGCCUGGGCUUCCUCAUUAACUUCGUGUCCGGCCCGGUGUCGUCUGGCUUCACGUCGGCGGUCGCGCUUAUGAUUGCCACUUCCCAGGUCAAGGACUUGUUCGCGAUCUCCGUCAGCGGCACCACGUUCUUACAACAGUGGAUUUCUAUUUUCCGCAACCUACAUGCGGCCUCGCUGUGGGACCCGGUGCUUGGGUUUACAUGUAUUGCCGUCUUACUCUUUCUGCGGAAAAUAGGAAUGAUCAAACUGGGCUGCAAGUCUGAAGACGGUCCUAGCACGAAACAGAAAGUGAUCACCAAGGGUUUGUGGCUGAUCAGCACUUGCCGCAACGCCAUCGUGGUGGUGGUGACCGGAGUGCUCGGCUACUGGUUCGUCGCCGAAUACGGCACUUCGCCCGUGCGGCUCAUGGGAGCGAUUCCGUCGGGCGUGCCAAUACCGCAGCUGCCGCCGUUCAGCUACGUGCGCGCCGACAACUCCACGGCUGACUUCCUAGACAUGGUGUCGGAAUUGGGCUCGGGACUGCUAGUCAUCCCUCUCAUCGUUCUGCUGGAGGACAUCGCCAUUUGCAAGGCCUUUUCUGACGGACGGACUAUCGACGCCACUCAAGAGAUGAUCGCUCUAGGCGUGGCCAGCGUCGCUAACUCGUUCAUGCAGGCAUAUCCAGGAGGCGGCUCGCUAGCGCGCUCCGUGGUCUCCAACGGCUCCGGCGUCAAGACCACCCUCAAUGGCGUGUACACCGGAGUCAUGGUUAUCCUGGCGCUGCAGUUCUUUACGCAAUACUUCGGCUACAUCCCUAAAGCGGCGCUGGCGGCGGUCAUCGUCUCGGCCAUUCUUUUUAUGGUUGAAUAUAAUGUCAUCAAACCUAUGUGGCGAGCGAAAAAGUUGGACUUAAUCCCGGGAGUGGGUACGUUCGUGCUGUGCCUGACGCUGCCCAUCGAGCUCGGCAUCUUGACCGGCGUCAUCGUGAACAUCAUCUUCAUCCUGUACCACGCCGCGCGGCCCAAGCUGUCGGUAGAGAUGCUCAAGACGGAGCACGGCGUGGAGUACCUGAUGAUCACGCCGGACCGCUGCCUCAUGUUCCCGUCCGUGGACUACGUGCGGCGGCUGGUGACCAAGCACGCGGCCAGCAGCUCCGUGCCCGUCGUGAUCGAGUGCACGCACAUCUACAGCGCGGACUACACGGCCGCCAAGAGCAUCGAGCAGCUGACGGGCGACUUCCACGCGCGCCGCCAGCCGCUCUACUUCUACAACGUGAAGCCGUCAGUGUGCUCCAUCUUCGAGGCCGUGGCCAAGCCCGAGCACUUCGUGGUGUUCUACGAGGACGAGGAGCUGGACCGGCUGCUGGCCGCCGACGAGCGUCUGGCGCGGCCCGAGCCCACCAAGCUGGCGCCGCUGCCGCCCGCCUAGACUACCUGUAAACUUACUUGUGAUACGCCGUACCUUACGCGAGACGAUAUUUUUUGAGAUUGAUUUGACGGAGUGUGAUAUUUAGAUAAAAUCAGAACUUAUUUGUUAUACUUGUAAGGAAUAAUUAUAUGUAUACUGUAGUAGCGACUGUACAUGCGUUCUCCUCUGAGCAGUUCGCUCAUCCAUCGUCGCGCAAACGCCUCGAUGUAAAAUUAUCUUGUUGUGUACAUACGUAGAAGUACUAAUAUUUUGGUAGGCAAUUAGUCUGAGAGCUUAUGGCUGUGCGAGCUGUGAUCCGGCGGCCCGCCCCUCCCAGCCGCCUGUGCCUGACCCGCAGGGUGCCUGAUGUUCCUAAACAAUCUGUAUCGAUACUGGCACUAAGUGUGAAUUUCCAACCAUCGAGUCUCUCGGAAUAAUAUAAAACAUAAGACUUAAAAAGGUUUUACGAUAAAAUAAGACAUUUUGCUUUCCGAGUACCGUCGCAUUGUUUCUCGGAACGCAAACAAUUUACUUGUGGCGGAGCAAGGAACUGGCGUACGGCACGAGAAUUGUAAAUUGUCAGGGGUGGCAGGGUUCUGGGGGCUGCUAUGUGUGCCACGAGUGGUUGUGUCGCUCAUGCUUCUUCGGAGGGUUAAGCAAUCCCUCGACGAUAAUAUCAAACUUACAUUUAAUAAGUAGGGACUAAACAGUAACAGAACGUGAUAGCUAUCGGUAGAUGAGUAAGCAUUGAUCUAUUUAUUUGUAGGAAAUAAAGUACAAGUUAGGAUACUGUCAUUACUUUAUCAUUAAGGAUUAAGAAUGAAGCUUUAACUGGCCGUGGAGGCGAGUGCGGCCGCGCUGCUGCAGCCGCGCUCCGCGGCUCGAGUAGGAUUUAUCCAUUAUUUUGUGAUCCUCUACUAAUAUGUACGUUAAGUAAUAAAUUUAUUUUCGAGAUAAUAAAAUUAAUUAUAAAUACCUAUUAUGUAUAUUAUAUAAUAUGGAAGUUAGGUACCUAUGUAACGAUUGUGAUGUAUUUGUAUGAGUGUGAUGGUUGUAGUGCCGCGAAAGGUUCAUGAAUUUAUUCAGUCACAGUUCUAAGAACAAAAUUAAAUAAACUCUUUAAGAGUAACUAUACCUACA
Messenger RNA from Trichoplusia ni (cabbage looper), 3179 nucleotides. It is a transcript of the gene Esp, whose product is annotated as sodium-independent sulfate anion transporter. Lineage: Eukaryota; Metazoa; Arthropoda; Insecta; Lepidoptera; Noctuidae. Gene Ontology annotation, biological process: transmembrane transport. Gene Ontology annotation, molecular function: sulfate transmembrane transporter activity. The coding region runs from base 174 to 2060 and encodes 628 amino acids. The transcript is spliced from 9 exons. The record is from RefSeq and is a predicted model, not a curated record. Gene Ontology annotation, cellular component: membrane.